Darwinula stevensoni is the source of this 444-nucleotide messenger RNA. The record is from the annotation of a GenBank genome assembly. NCBI's taxonomy places the organism in Eukaryota, Metazoa, Arthropoda, Ostracoda, Podocopida, Darwinulidae.
AUGAAGCGGAUCACAUCAUGGCCGCAGGCCGUGCUCGGCAUCGCCUUCUCGUGGGGCGCGUUGAUGGGAUGGGCAGCCGAGCGCGCUUCCAUGGAAGCGCCGGCAUUGCUUCUGUUCACCGGAAGCAUCUUCUGGGUGAUCGGUUAUGAUACGAUCUAUGCCCAUCAGGACAAGGAAGAUGACGCGCUGGUCGGCGUGCGCUCGACUGCACGAUUGUUUGGCUCGCAUACAAAGAAAGCGCUGAUGGUGCUCUACGCGCUGGCACUCGGUUUCUUUGCCGCCGCCUUCGCCACCGCUGCCGUGCCGAUGCCGGCGCUAGCCGGCCUUUUGGCAGCAGGAUUGCAUUUGUUCAGGCAAAUCAAGGCAUUGGAUAUCGACAACCCGGACCAAUGCCUGGCGCUUUUCAAAUCCAACACGAUGGUUGGCUUGCUGAUUUUCCUCGGU